Messenger RNA from Acanthoscelides obtectus, 598 nucleotides. NCBI's taxonomy places the organism in Eukaryota, Metazoa, Arthropoda, Insecta, Coleoptera, Chrysomelidae. The record is from the annotation of a GenBank genome assembly.
GUUCAUUGAGAAGGGUCUAAGCGCCGAGUACAGGCGUAAUAUUAUUACGUGCAUUUAAUAAUAAACAAUGAGUGAAAAUCAAGUAAACAACCCAAAGCGACGUGCCCCAGGGUCUGAAAAUAAAAAGAAUGAAAUGAAACGACUGAAAUAUAGUGGUCUGGCAUAUCACAAUCGAAGUAACAAGGAUAUUGCUGCUAAGAAGGCGCCAAGUUUUGAGGUAUUUUGUAAAUGUAAAUAUGAGUGCAGAAAAUUGCCCUAUGAGCAAAAAAUAUUUUUAUUUGAAGAUUAUUAUAAAAUAGCUAAUCAUGUGAAGCAAAAAUCUUAUCUGUUGGGACUCAUACAAAUUGGCAGUGUAAAAAGAAGACGUCACGGAAAAUAUGAAUCUGCAGAACAAAGUCGUCGACAAGCUACUGCAUGGUACACGGUUCCAAACGGAAAUGGCCAGCAUGUGCAGGUUUGCCGUCAAACAUUUCCAAACAUUUUUGCCCUAUCACACAAGGCAGUGCAAGUUUUAACAGAAAAAAAAAGUUGGGAGAAACAGUGUAUACAGAUAAAAGAGGCAAGUCAAAUGAACCAAGAAAGUAUACAACAGCGAUAA